Messenger RNA from Exaiptasia diaphana, 5945 nucleotides. RefSeq names its product stonin-2. NCBI's taxonomy places the organism in Eukaryota, Metazoa, Cnidaria, Anthozoa, Actiniaria, Aiptasiidae. Gene Ontology annotation, cellular component: AP-2 adaptor complex; synaptic vesicle. Bases 860 to 3532 code for a protein of 890 amino acids. Gene Ontology annotation, biological process: intracellular protein transport; clathrin-dependent endocytosis; regulation of endocytosis. The transcript is spliced from 2 exons. The record is from RefSeq and is a predicted model, not a curated record. Gene Ontology annotation, molecular function: clathrin-cargo adaptor activity.
UUUUCUCUCCUGUCUACUAGCCUUUCAUGUUCGUGAAAUGCGCACAUAAAUUGUUAUGACUAACAGCGACUGAUUCAAAUCUAGAGUCCAUCCUACAAAACACAUUAUUGCCUCGGGAUAACGAAAAUCUUUUGUCAUUAAUUAAAGCUGGGUAGGAAUGCAAUUGGUUCAUUUGCAUUUAACAAUGCUCACCAAUUUAUAGUUUUUAUUUCAAAAUAGUUCUGUUAAUUUUUUUGUCUUUAAUGUUUUUUUCUUCAUUUCUUUCGUUUUCUGUGACGUCAACAGGAGACUGGACAGAAACAAUCCUACUUCCGGUCUAUUUGGCGGUCAAUCAUUAUGCCCAACCAUCAAGUGACCAUUUGCCAUACUCGUACUCGCASAUCCGCAGAUUGGCAAAACGAGCUUUUGUAGUGUUUUGAUCAAGUGUACGGGCGCAAUAGUAGUGUCAAAAUCCAUCUUUUUAAAAAAGGAAAAUACGGAAAUAUCACAGAUCAGCUUCAGUUACGACAGCAACUCGAUCAGUGUUGAGCACGAGAGAAAAUGGUAAAUUGACCCGGCUAUUCGUAUAGUAGUCUUUGAGCCACUCUUGUACUUUGUUUAGUGAACUACCGCUUUGGGAAGGCCGGUAUUUCUUAUCUCUUCCGUCUGGCUUUCGGUGGCAAACGCUAAACUUACGUAUUCAGUGUUCUGUAAACAUCGCUGCUAAGAAACUUUUGAUACCGUAGAAACAACAGCUGACGAAAGUUUGUUCUACUUGAUGGACUGCAUGGAAACAUAUAUGAAAAGAGGAAUACAGUGAAAAGACUGAAGAUAGGACAGCUAUAAAACUGAACGCGUUUCAAGGGACUUCAAGAAGAAAAUGGCGUCGAGGAGCAAAGCGCUCAAAGAACCUAUUUUAGAGGACGAUAAAUCCGACGAAAAUGACUUUGAAGACAAUGAUGACCAGCCGGUUAUMAAUUCAAAAGAAAAGAACGACCUAAAGGUGAAACAAAUUUCGCAAGACGAACGCUUGAAGCCAUCCAGAGCCGAAGUAGAGGCGACGCUGGUUUCUAACUCAAUCCAAGCAGCUGGCAAUAUCGAGAGCAAAAUGUCACAUGUCGACAACGAUGCUGGAGCUUCUUCGGGCUCAUUUAAGCGUCUAAAUUCAAAUCUUGAAGGGUCAGGGAAUGCUGAAAGGCCAGUUUCUUCGUCCAAACACAGUUCGAGUUGGAUAAGUUUUGAAGAUGACCUUGUAGAGAAGACUUCUAAAAGCAUGGCAACAAAACAAAAUAUCGUGGGAACUCCCCUCGCACCGGUUGUCAAUGGUGAUUUGAAUCAUCGAAUUGACCAAACUACGACUAUUGCACAUAAUAAUUUUGAUGGCAUUGCAAAGAAACCACAGGAGAAACUUUCUGAAUAUCCUAAAACAAAGAACCCACUUCCUCAAGAUGCCUCAAAUACUUCGAUUGAUUCAAAUAUACAACAAAUAAAUGGUCAUAUAAGCCAAAAUGUCGACGAACUCUCCAGUCCUUACUGGGUUACCUUUGAUGAAGAUUCCAAAGGCGCUAUGUCCACAGGUAGAUCAGCCACUGUUUCUAGUUCAGGUUCUGCACAUCCUCUUUCUCCUACACAACCAGACUGGGUCACAUUUGAUGAAUUAUCAAAGCAAAUGAAAGGUGAUCUAAGUGUCAAUGUAUCCAUUCCUGAUCAAACAUUUGCUGAACCGUCCACUCCAAGUCCCAAUCCCUUUUUAAAUGCACCAAUGAGCAUAAGCAUGACUAAGAAUCAAUCUGGUUUACAAGGACCAAGCCCUCUAUCUGUUGUUACUAAUACCAAUCCUUUUCUUACUGAUGAAAGUGUGUUAGGCCUACCAGCCACCAGCAUUGCUCCAUAYCCCCUUGUAUUAGAUCAACAGGGCGUUGAUCUGUCCCAGUGGCAUGAUGUCAGUGUUUUAGAACGAGGAUUCAAACCAGAUGGAACCCCAAAUGAUGAAGUUCCUCCACCUCUACCGCAGACAGAGGAAGCAAUCGCUGUAACCCCUACUGUUGUUGAUCACAUAGAAGAGGGAAUUACUAAAGUAGCAGAGGUGACGGCAGAAGAGAAACCUUCUGUGAUAGAAGAAUCUGACAGUGAAUCUCUUGGCGAAGAUUUUUCAUUGGCAACAACAAACACGUCUUGGAACAUGUUUCUUCGCUUUCCAGAUAAAAAGAGAAAGAUAACCCCAAGGGAAUGGAAAUCGGUUGUGAUUAAAUUGGAUGGGAACACCCUACAAAUUUAUGAAGAAUAUGAACUUUCUGCCCCUUUUAGAGAAAUUCCACUUCAAGCCAGCUUCAGUUUUGACCCCCUGAGGCUUCAGCCAAGUGGUCGACAUGGAAAAGUGCACACUACCAAGCUGGUUUACUUGAAUUAUAAAGAAACAAGAAGUGUCAGGCAAAAAGGAACCUAUGAGCACAUUGCAGAAGGUAUGCCGAUAAUCAAAGUUGGGUCCCAAAGUCAUAUUGUCAUGAGAGAAUUUAUGGAAGCCAUAGGMAACUCUAUCCGUACUUUACCAGCUUACAGAGAUAGAGGCAUCACAUACCGUAAGGAUGAAGUGUUUGUUGAUAUAGAUGACACUUGUUAUGCUCUAGUUGGUGGUGAUGGUACUGUUAAGAAACAAGGUGGGAAUGUAAUGGUGAAGAUUAGAGCUUUYCUKACUGGUGAYCCUGAAUGUCAGCUUGUCCUCAAYGAUGUUACUGUAAAAGAAAGAGAAGAAGCACGGCUGAGAGGUGAAYURAARCCUCAACGUGUGCAYCACUGGAUCAAGAUCAGAGAAUGUAAUUUCCACAAAUGCGUUGAUGAAACUUCAUUCAGUGAUUCCCAUGCGAUCAUUUUUCACCCAUUAGAUGCAUGUACAUUUGAGCUAAUGAGAUUUAGAGUGAAGCAACACAAACCUCUUCCACUUUGCGUGAAAGCUGCCCUGACCAUACACAGUGAACAAAGAAUAGAACUAAGUGCAGAAAUCAAGCUCUGUCAAGAUACUAAAAUGUCCAAAUAUGCUAGAAAUAAUGUAACUUUUAGACUGCCCAUCCCCGAGACCUGGGUACCCCUCUUCAGAACAGGAGGCUUUUUAGGAAGGGAGAAGUCAAUCAAAUCUAGUAAAGGCAAGCGUGCUGCUGGCAUUAAAAGUAGACUGAAACAUUCAAAGUGUUCAAUUGCUGCCAGUCUUGGCACUGCAAAGUAUGAAGCAGAGUAUUCUGCUGUGGUGUGGAGGAUUGACAAGCUUCCUCUUAUACAGAGCAACGUCCCUGUUGAUGCCCCGCAGACACUCAACUGCGUCCUUGAAUUGCCUCGUGGGAUGGAGUGCCCAGAAACCUAUCGACCUUAUGCUGAACUUGAAUAUGAUGUUUCUCAUGAUAUUCUCUCUGACACUACAGUCAUAGCUGUUAAGGUAUCCAACAAGAGCAUUCCAGAGAAGUGGGUUUGCUAUCGUGCCUUCUACCAAUAUCAUAUUGACAUGGAUGUGCAUAGGCCAUCCACAGGACCCGUUAAAGAUGUUGGUUGUGCUCAGCAGUGAUGAUAGUAGGUGUACGAAAUAUUACUUUAGUUUUCUCAAAGCUAUAAACAAGUAACUUAUUUGUGUAUUAACUUGAUUUUCCUAAUUAAGGUUUUUGAUUUUGAUUUUUAGCUUUUAUGGUGUAAAAUGAAUACAAUUUGUUAAUUUGAGCCAUAAGUAAAUGUAUGUAAUUUUGAUUGUUUUAAUUAGAUUGUGGUUUUGUGGAUGGGAUUUUUAGCACAAACAGUGUUCUGUUUUUUAGCGCUAAAAAUCUUGGYUAGAUUAUCAAAUUACUGGAUUAUUCAAUCAUGUUCAAAUUCAUUAGCCUUCAUAUCUUCCAUUUGGUUUGACAACAAAAACACAGAUUAACAGACCAACACUGAUGGUCAAUGUAGCUUAAAUUUUGCUUUAUAAGCUUAGAAGAGGCUUUGUCAUUUCCUAUGCUGUUACUCAACUUAAUUUGAAGCAUGGCCUGUUAUUAUUGACAAAGAUAUUGUAGAUUUUUGCAUAAUUGAGUGCACCUGCUUUUUCAAAGCUCAUGAAAAUUAUUGUAUUUCUGAUCUAAACUAAAAAUCACUGCCCAUAUUCAAAGUUCAAGCAAAAUAAGAAAUGUUUUCAAAUCAUACUAAUGAAUUUGUGAAACCAUUAGAUUGGUAUAUUACAUGUUUUUAGUCAUCAAAUAUAUGCUUUUUGGUGAUAACAACUUAAAGUAAAUAUUGGCCAGUAUUCUCUUAUCAUAGUCCUCAUUUACAUUUCUUUUUGUGCAUAUUUUCAAAACAGCAUUAUCUGCCAGUCUUAUGUGUAUUAUCUUAGCUUUCAACCUACUAUGUAAAAGGCUUACAUUUAGGAUAUUACUCCAAAAUAAAAUCUUGAGCUAACAUACUUGUAGUGAUUCAUCUGAAACAUUUUGUAUAUUGUAAAGUAUAAAUACAGUUGUGCUAAAUUUCCCAUUACAGCAUGUACAAAAAUAAGUGGUUAAUAACAUGAAAAUUCAAUGUAUAUACCAAAUCUAAAUAGUACAUUGUAAAUACCAUUCAAAUAGCAGUUUGAAAGCAGCAUUGAGUUUUUAUUAGAUUGAAUUUAUUAAUUCACUAGUUUUUUAAAAUUGGUAGGAUAUUGGGUUAUGAUGAAAUAUGUAUUUAUUCGUCGCAGGGAAAGAUAAUGACAUGUAGGUCUUACUGAUAAUAAUAUUGUGUUACUAUGGCAAUGUAAAACAAAAACCACUCAAUUCAGUUUUUUUUUUUUCUUUUUCAAAGAAAUCCUUGUUGAUGGUGUCAAACCUUGGUAAUCAUUUACAGUUAAUCAGGCCAUAAUUAGUAUGUUUGAUAAAAGCAGUUUUUUAAUAAAUAUCACAAACAAGACCUUGAAUAGUUGUUCAAAAUGGUUGAUUUCAAUUACCACAAUCUUAUUAGGAAAUCCCAAAUCUUAUUAACCUGUCUUUGUUUUACUUUGCUACAUAGCAAUGCCUAUUAAAUUUGUCAAAACUGACAUUGGUCAAAAGAUCCAACUAUAAUCGGUAUGUAAUUUAAAAUACAUCUUGAUCUGACCAGGAAAAGCUUGCCAAAUUGUCCAAAAAAAUCCAUCAGACCUUUGCAGCAUGUCUUUUCCUGUCAUAUCAAAUAUCAUAAUAAUUAUGUAGAUAAUAAUAUAAUAAYAAUAAUAAUUUAACAAUGAUCUUAAUUGUAUUUUAGCUUAAAACAAAGGUUGUGUACUAUGUGACUACRGUUUUCAAUGACACUUGUUUUGAAUGACAUCCUUUGAUGCUUCAAAAUUCUAAGUUUGAAGUUGAUCUCUUCAGAGUUAAACGCCAUCAUAUUUAAGCAAGUUUCAAUAAUUUAUAAAAAUCAUUCUAAUAUUUAUGUCUUCUGUAGUUGUGUUUUGUUUCUUGACUCUUUCUUCACUGUUGUACACCUGAUCGAAUUUAUUGACGUAACAAGCAAAGUCUAGAAACUUAGAGUCCUUUCAGUUCUCAGAUUUUACAAUUUGCAUCACGUGUAUAACUAUAGAGUACCGGUAUAUACUAGAGUGAGCGCACUUAAUUCGUGAAAUAUUGCUAACCUCUUUGUACUAUUUUGUGCAAUUUAGUAAAUGGUGUUCRUAAAUACACAAUGGUUAUUCAAAGACUGUUGUGCUUUUGAAUUUGUACAAUUUCACAAAUUAAAUUGUGAGCACUCGAACCAUGGUUUGUCCAACAGAAAAUAACAAUAACAAUAGUUUAACAACACUUAUCCCACAUGUAAGAGAACUGAUGGUAUGUCAUAUAAUGAUUAAUAACAGAGUCUUAGACAACUUGUAAGAGAGUACCUUUUUAGAUGUGACAUUGUUUGAAUGUGAGCAUUUUUGAUUUUCUUUAACAUGCCUAACACAAUAUACACGUAGCAUGUAAAUAAGACAACCUAUUAUAUUGUUCAAUAAAUGUCAUUUAUUGUGUUCA